AUGAAUUGGAUCAGGUGUGUUAUAGUAUGGAAAGAAUCAUUAUGGUUUGCUUUGGAAGAAGCUGGAAAAUUAGAACGUGAAGCUGCAAUUAAGGAAGGAUAUGUAGAUUCACAUGGCAUUCCAUAUAUAACUGAUGGAUAUUUAGAUGGAGGAUGGUCUAAACGAAGCUAUGGACAUACGUAUAAUGCAAAUUCUGGAGCUGCUGUUAUAAUAGGGAAAACAACAGGAAAAGUAUUAUUCGUAGGUGUAAGGAAUAAAUACUGUUGUAUUUGCGCUAGAGCCGAAAACAAUAAUGAAGCUGCUAAAACACAUAUUUGUUUUAAAAAUUGGUCCGGUUCAUCAUCUUCAAUGGAACAGGAUAUAAUAGUAGAGGGAUUUAAUAACAGCAUAGAAAUGCAUGGGUUGAAAUACUUAAAAUUUAUUGCAGAUGGUGAUUCCUCAGUUUUUAAAAAUAUUAAAGAAAAGGUACCAUAUGGACACGAGGUUGUUAAAAUUGAAUGCAUGAACCAUGUAUUAAAAAAUUUCAGUAAAAACCUUUACAAAAUUAAAAAAGAUACUCAAGGGGUCCCUGUUGAUGCCAGAAAGAUGUUAAAAAGCGAUACUAUUAAUGAACUAAAUAAAUCAGUUCAAUCUGCAAUUUACGCAAAUACGCAGGAUCCAGAAAAUCUAAGAGCCGAUAUUAGAAAUUCAAUAUAUCACGUUUAUGGAAUUAUAUCUGAAGACGAAAUUGUGGAGGUCAAGUGUUCUUAUAAGACCUUCACAUCUGGAUAUUCGUUAGAAGAGGGGAUUAUAAGAAAACAAAUACCAUAUUUGUCAAUGAAAGACAAUAAAAUGGCACUUAGGAAAAAUCACGAAUAUUACUAUCAAAUACAAGGCCAACUAAAUAUUAUAGGAGCUAAACGAUGCUAUUUUAUUGUAUAUUCAGGGCCAAAAAAUAAAAUUCACGUCGAAGUAAUUCCUAAAGAUGAAGACUUUUGA
Molecule: messenger RNA, 978 nt
Organism: Aethina tumida (small hive beetle)
Lineage: Eukaryota; Metazoa; Arthropoda; Insecta; Coleoptera; Nitidulidae
Exons: 5
Coding region: 1-978 (325 amino acids)
Source: RefSeq, a predicted model, not a curated record